UUAAAUGAGAAAGGACAAGUUAAAUGACAAUGUCAGAGUUUGUAGUCUUAAGUCUCAUUUUCAUUUCAUGAUCUUAGAUCUAGUCUGACACUGCUCUAAAGAUCCUCUGUCAAAAAGAGCCAAAAUCCUUCUCUUAUCUAUUACUAUUGUUUCAUAAACAUAACUAAAAUCUUAGACCAACUCUGCCAUAUUGAGUCCAUAUGUGCUUUUACAGCUAAGUGUGUUCCUUUAAUAUGGCACACCUCUGAGGAUUUAAAUCCACAUGCAAGAUACAAACUAAUGUUCAAGGUGCAAAGAACCAACACGCCAUCGUUUUCUAUGAACUAUUGCAUGAAAGCUACUAGUUUCUCAUCCCAAGGUAUAUAUAUAGAUUUGGUUAAUGAGUUCAUGUGAAGCAUAACAUAACCAAUAAGGAAAUAGCAACAAAUUUAUAAUAUUUCAUUAGCCAAAAAAUAUCUAUAUAUGACUAUAUCCUGCUGGAAACCAACCGUGGAGGGUGGUGAUGGAGAUGUAAAAGGGAAAGUUGAUGGAUUGCUGUGGUAUAAGGAUUUGGGAAACCAUCUUUAUGGUGAAUUUUCAAUGGCUGUAAUUCAAGCAAAUAGUUCGUUGGAGGAUCGUAGCCAACUUGAAUCAGGACCUAUGAGUUCUGAUUAUUUGGGUCCUCAAGGAACCUUUAUAGGUGUUUAUGAUGGUCAUGGUGGAACUGCAGCUUCUCAGUUUGUUAAUGACAAUCUAUUCUCCAAUUUCAAGAGUUUUACAGCUGAAGAUCAAGGGAUUUCAGAAAAGGUUAUCAAAAGGGCAUUUUCUGCAACAGAUGAUGAUUUUCUGUCUCUAGUGAAGAAGCAAUGGCAAAACAAACCACAGAUAGCAUCUGCUGGUACAUGUUGUUUGGCGGGGAUAAUUUGCAACGGUAUGCUGUAUAUUGCAAAUGCAGGAGACUCAAGGGCUGUGUUAGGAAGAGUGAGGAGGGGAACAAGGGAAACAUUAGCCGUUCAGUUAUCUACAGAACACAAUGUUAAUAUAGAAACUGAGAGAGAUGAUGUUCGGUCAAAGCACCCCUAUGAUUCACAGAUUGUGGUUAUGAAACACUCAGUUUGGCGUGUGAAAGGCAUCAUACAGGUUUCAAGAUCCAUAGGUGAUGCAUAUCUGAAGAAAGCAGAAUUUAACAGAGAGCCUCUGCCACAGAAGUUUAGACUGCCUGAAACCUUUUUCAAGCCAAUUCUCAGUAGUGAGCCAUCAAUAUCAGUUCAUAAAAUCCAACCUGAAGAUCAAUUUCUCAUCUUUGCUUCUGAUGGUUUAUGGGAGCAUCUUAGCAACCAAGUAGCUGUGAAUAUCGUUAGCAACAAUCCACGCAAUGGAAUAGCUAGGAGGCUUGUGAAAGCAGCACUUAAAGAAGCAGCUAAGAAGCGAGAAAUAAGAUUAUCAGACCUCCAAAAGAUCGAACAAGGAGUGAGGAGACACUUCCAUGAUGAUAUUACAGUAAUUGUAGUAUAUCUAAAUUCAAAACUGAUUGAUAAUAGCUCUCUAUGGAGUUCUCCUCUUUCAAUCAGAGAUGGCAGGCAUGUCAAUUCCUAGAAAGAAUGAAAGAAACCUCUCUAAGCAUCCAUUCAAUACUUGGUUUUAGCAUUCUUGUUGUAUAAAGAAGAUAGGUAGAUAACUUGACAUCACAGUCUCCCACAGUAGUUUAUGGUUAUGGUUGAAUUGAAACUUGAAGAUUCUCAUGGAAACAGUUUCUCUUUAAAAUCCCACAAUCACAAAUUUAUGUUGAUAGCAAAAAUUAAGAGAACAGUAACCAAGCAAAUUUUAAAUGCACAUGAUUCUGUUUGUGAUCUGAUUAUGAAGGUUUUUUUUUUUUUU
This is a messenger RNA of Medicago truncatula (barrel medic), 1857 nucleotides long. Its product is annotated as probable protein phosphatase 2C 38. The record is from RefSeq and is a predicted model, not a curated record. Gene Ontology annotation, biological process: protein dephosphorylation. The coding region runs from base 463 to 1575 and encodes 370 amino acids. Gene Ontology annotation, molecular function: protein serine/threonine phosphatase activity; cation binding. NCBI's taxonomy places the organism in Eukaryota, Viridiplantae, Streptophyta, Magnoliopsida, Fabales, Fabaceae. The transcript is spliced from 5 exons.